AUGGCGGCCUCCUUGCGUUUGGGUCGUCAGGGGAUAUUAUUUGGACUAAAAUUAAACCAGUUCAAUAAAUGUGUCUGGGGUCUACAGUCAUGUCAAGAACGCGCAAGGCAUUUGUUUCAGUCUGCUUAUUGUCUGGGGGUCACCCCACUCAAGGUGGAGAUGCCAGCUCUUUCCCCAACCAUGGAGGAGGGGAGCAUCGUGAAAUGGCUCAAGAAAGAAGGUGAAGAAGUAGCAGCAGGUGAUGCCCUUUGUGAAAUAGAAACCGAUAAAGCAGUGGUAACCCUGGACUCUAAUGAAGAUGGUGUACUGGCCAAGAUAUUGAUGGAGGAGGGCAGUCGGAGCGUUCGCUUGGGCACUCUGAUCGCCCUGAUGGUGGAGCAGGGUCAGGACUGGAAGCAGGUGGAGAUUCCCCCUCCUCAAACGGCUCCAACCGAGACUCCUGCUGCUCCAGAAGCUCCCGCGCCUGAACAUCCCCCCACUCCCAAACACACGUCUGGACCCUUGCGUCUCAGUCCAGCAGCACGGCACAUCCUGGACUCUCACAGCCUUGACCCCAAGUUGGCCACAGCUACAGGACCAAGAGGACUCAUCACAAAGGAAGAUGCAAUGAAGCUUUUGAAGGCUUCUCCCGGUGCCAAGCUCAUUCCUCCUGUGGCUGCUCCUCCGCCCUCGGCCCCAAGUCCAGCGGCCCCCGCCCCCUCCCCAGCCCGCACUCCCGCUCCUGCAGCAUCAGCACCCGCCGGCAGAAGACCCAACAUCCCUCCUCUGUCUGUGCCAGGGAAACCCGGAGCACCGGGUACGUUCACUGAAAUCCCAGCCACAAAUGUGCGUCGUGUGAUCGCUCAGAGGCUAACGCAAUCGAAGACCACCAUCCCCCACGCAUACGCCACCGUGGACUGUGACAUGGCGGCUGUCAUGCAACUCCGCAAAGACUUAGCUCAAGAACAAAUAAAAGUGUCUGUUAAUGACUUCAUUAUCAAGGCAGCGGCUGUUACACUGAAAGAAAUGCCUGAAGUGAACGUGACAUGGUCGGGCGACGGACCACACGCACUCGACACCAUCCACAUCGCCAUCGCCGUGGCGACAGAGCGAGGCCUCAUCACUCCUAUCAUUAAAGACGCUGCGAGCAAAGGCGUCCAAGAGAUUUCAGCUAACGCCAAGACUUUGGCACAAAAGGCCAGAGAUGGAAAACUUCUACCAGAAGAAUACCAGGGGGGUUCAUUCAGCAUCUCUAACCUGGGCAUGUUCGGCAUCAGCGGCUUCAGCGCGGUCAUCAACCCUCCUCAGGCCUGCAUUCUGGCGGUGGGGACCUCCAGGAAGGAACUGCAGCUAAGCGAAGACCACCAGAGUCUGCAGACGCGACAGCUCAUGACCGUGACACUGUCCAGCGACGGGCGGCUAGUGGAUGAUGAAUUGGCCUCGCGCUUUCUCGAUAAGUUCAGAAGCAACCUGGAACAGCCUCAGCGUAUGGCACUGGCGUGA
This is a messenger RNA of Knipowitschia caucasica, 1482 nucleotides long. Lineage: Eukaryota; Metazoa; Chordata; Actinopteri; Gobiiformes; Gobiidae. The record is from the annotation of a GenBank genome assembly.